AUGGGCGUACGCAAGCAAGAAUGUGAACAAAUUGUACCGGACGAUUUUGUGAGCUUGAACUGGAGUGAGGGAACAUGGACGCAAAGCAAAGCCUUGCUGCAGUUCAAGCAAAAUUUUGUCAUCGAUGAGUCUGCUUCUGUUGGCCCUUCUGCUCAUCCAAAGCUUGAAUCAUGGAAGUUACUUGAUGGAAAGAGCAACGGUUGCUGCUCAUGGGACGGUGUCGAGUGUGACCACAACACUGGUCAUGUGAUCGGCCUCGAUCUCAGUAGUAGCUUUCUCCGUGGUUCUAUCAACUCCAACAGCAGUCUAUUCACCCUCGUCCACCUUCAUAGCCUAAACCUUGCCGAUAAUGAGUUUAAUUUCUCCGAAAUACCAUCCAGAAUUGGACAUCUUUCGAGGCUGACGAGUCUCAAUCUAUCCAAAUCUGGAUUUUUCGGUCAGAUUCCUUCAGAAAUCUCAUAUCUUUCCAAAUUGGUUAUCCUCGAUCUGACUUCGGAAAUUGAUUUGUAUUCUGAAAGUCUUUUGAAACUUGACAAACCCAAUCUAAGAGACCUAGUUCAAAACCUAACCAACCUGAAAGAACUUAACCUUUCUAUGGUGAACAUAUCUUCUCCAGUGCCAAGUGUUUUGUCAAAUAUAUCCUCUCUAACAACUCUUAGGCUAAAAAGUUGUUCGUUGUAUGGUGAAUUUCCAAUGGACAUCUUUUUUCUACCAAAAUUGCAGAUUCUUGAUGUAGCUUGGAACAGAAAUCUCACCGGCUCUCUACCUGAAUUUCAAAGCAAUUUUCGCCUUACAGAAAUGAUAUUCUCGAGCACGGGCCUCCAUGGUAAGCUCCCAGAUUCAAUUGGUAGACUUGAAUCCUUACUUUAUUUGGGUUUGAGCCCAACUAGUUUAUCUGGUACGCUUCCAUCUUCACUUGGCAAUCUAACCCGGCUCACUUUCCUGUCCCUUCAAUUGUGCAAGUUUAGUGGUCGGAUUCCUUUGUCCUUGGGAAACCUAUCACAACUAACUGAAUUUUCAAUUGGCCUUAACAACUUUGACGCAACACCACUUCCUUUACCGCCAGGGAAGCUACUCAAACUCAGUCACUUGUAUGCCUUCGAAAUGAAUUUAGUUGGUGAGGUCCCCUUGUCGCUUGCGAACCUGACCCAACUUUCCUCUUUAGUCAUUGGCCUAAAUAACCUGGUAGGUAAAAUCCCAUCUUGGUUCAUGAACCUCACCCAAUUAACAUUUGUAGAUCUUUCACAAAAUCACUUCCAUGGCACGAUUCCUAGCUCAAUCACUCAACUCAAGCUUCUUAAUGUUUUGAGUCUUCAUUAUAAUAGCUUCACUGGUAUUGUCGAGCUAGACAUGUUUAUGAAACUCCCAAACCUGGUCUCAUUGCAAAUAGGGGGAAACAAACUAACAGUGCUCAGCAAAAAUAGCACGAAUGGUACCCUUCCAAUGCUUGAAUCCCUAAAAUUGGAGUCAUGCAACAUAGUCGAGUUCCCUAGCAUUCUAAGAUUUCAAGAUGAAUUGCAGUUGUUUACAAUUAACAAUAACAAAAUUCGAGGCGAAAUACCGACAUGGUUGUGGAACUCAAGUAAAGAAGCAAUGGAAUAUGUUGACUUUGGCCAGAACUUUCUGACAGGCUUCGAGCAGCAGCCAACUGUCAUCCCAUGGCAUUCUCUAAUAGUUUUCAACCUCGACUAUAACGAGCUUCAAGGAUCGCUUCCCGUUCCACCGCCCUGCACUGCUAUUUAUAAUGUCCACAAUAAUGCAUUGACGGGAGCAAUUCCACAGUUAAUGUGCCACAAGAAUUCUCUUCGUAUGCUUGAUUUGUCCAACAACAAUUUAAAUGGCACAAUACCUCCAUGUUUGGCCAGUUCAAGCGAGGAUCUUUUAAUGUUUAAUCUCAGUGGCAAUAGUUUCCACGGAACUAUUCCUUCAACAUUCACAAUGAAUUGCCAACUGUUGAUGAUUGAUUUAGGCCGAAAUCAGCUACAGGGGCUGGUCCCUAGAUCAUUGGCAAAUUGCGCAAUGCUGGAGUGUCUCAUUCUUCAAAAUAAUAAGAUUGAGGAUACAUUCCCCUCUUGGUUGGGAGCUCUUCCUAAGUUAGAGCUUCUUAUUUUGGGAUCAAACAAAUUCCAUGGCGACAUAGGGGGUCUCAGACACAAUUCAAUGUUUCCAAAGUUGAGGAUUAUUGACCUCUCUUGCAAUGGCUUUUCAGGCAAUUUGCCGACAAAAUACAUUCAUAACUGGAAUGGAAUGAAAAUGAUCAACAAAAAGAAUUUUACAUAUAUGCAUGCAAAUCCAGAUAUUCAAGUCAAGUUUUUUCCCAUUCCAACAUCUCCUGUGACAACCGUUAUUGCGUUUGUUUAUGAAUACUCAAUGAGAGUGGUCAGCAAAGGGACAGAGAGGUUAUACGAAAAGAUUCAAAUUGCCUUGGUGGUUGUUGAUCUUUCAAACAACACAUUCAUUGGCGAUAUCCCAGAAUCCUUUGGAAGUCUCAGUGAGCUUCAAUUGCUAAACAUUUCCAACAACAAACUUACUGAUGCCAUCCCACCAUCGUUGGCAAAGUUGACAGAAUUGGAGUCGUUGGACCUAUCCCAAAACUUACUCUCAGGACAGAUCCCCGGGCAACUAACUCAACUAACUUUCCUGUCAAUCUUUAAUGUUUCUCAUAAUUGAUUCACUGGCCCUAUACCUCGAGGGAAACAAUUUGAUACAUUCGAAAAUUGUUCGUAUGAUGGGAAUUCGGGAUUGUGUGGUAUCCCAUUGUCAAAGUCAUGCAGAAAUUCAAUGACCUCACCACCACCUCCGCCUAUAUUUCGAGCUCACGAUCUUGAGUUUUCAAGAGGUAUUUAUUGGAUGGUCAUAGCCUUGGGAUAUGGAAGUGGGCUAGUAGUUGGGUUGGUUAUUGGCACAACUCUGACGAGGAGGUAUCACGAAUGGUUUGUCGACACCUUUGGGAGGGGGAAGAAACUUCAGAAGAAGCCGAAAAGGAAGGGCCGAAGAACCUAAUUGUUGGCAAUGAAAAUGUGGGUUCUUUCUUCAGUACCACUUUUGUGCUUGUGCUCCCAUCUUGGCCAGAGGUUAUGUUAAAUAAAAGGGUCAGGUGUCAAGGAUAUGUAGGUUCUAGCGGUGGAAUACUAGCAGUGUUGUCAGGUUUCUAGCUAGAGUGCACAAGAGAUUUCUUCCUAGAUCGAGGUUAUG
Messenger RNA from Rhododendron vialii, 3195 nucleotides. RefSeq names its product receptor-like protein 7. The transcript is spliced from 3 exons. Gene Ontology annotation, molecular function: protein binding. The record is from RefSeq and is a predicted model, not a curated record. Lineage: Eukaryota; Viridiplantae; Streptophyta; Magnoliopsida; Ericales; Ericaceae. The coding region runs from base 1 to 2670 and encodes 889 amino acids.